This is a messenger RNA of Echinostoma caproni, 240 nucleotides long. Lineage: Eukaryota; Metazoa; Platyhelminthes; Trematoda; Plagiorchiida; Echinostomatidae. The record is from the annotation of a GenBank genome assembly.
AUGCAGGAGGAUAUGCGGACAGAAGUGCUGGAACUGUGUGUGACUGCCUGUGAAAAAUUUACGACGGAUAAUGAAGCCGCCGCCCGAUUCGUGAAAGAAGCAAUGGACAAGAAAUUCGGGGCGGCUUGGCAUGUGGCUGUCGGUGAAGGAUACGGAUUUGAGAUCACCUACGACCUGACCAAUCUGCUUUACAUGCUAUGUGGAGGGAAUUUGGCCAUAAUUGUGUGGAAGUGUAGUUAG